Messenger RNA from Ananas comosus (pineapple), 2223 nucleotides. RefSeq lists its product as uncharacterized. Gene Ontology annotation, biological process: sesquiterpene biosynthetic process. The coding region runs from base 380 to 2056 and encodes 558 amino acids. The record is from RefSeq and is a predicted model, not a curated record. Gene Ontology annotation, molecular function: cyclase activity. The transcript has 2 exons. Lineage: Eukaryota; Viridiplantae; Streptophyta; Magnoliopsida; Poales; Bromeliaceae.
AUAUAGAGAUUAGAGGAAGAGAAUAAACGCUACCCAUCACUACACACCAACUCCUCCAAAUUAUUAUUUCCUAAUUUUUCGCGACUUUUAAAGCGGAGAGUCUCCCUUCUCCGUUCACAUCCGCGUUGUAAAGCUCCCACCUUGUUGUGGAAGUAAGAAUAAAAAUAAAAAAAUAGCAAAAAAAAAAAAAACCCUAAUCCUCUUCCUUUGCUUAAUCCCCAGACGUUUCUUAUCGGAUCUGGAAAUCAUUGGGCAUCAUCUGAUAUAGGAUGCCCUCAAGCUGUUUAACUGGGAAAUUAUCAAUCCUGAGAACAAUGGUUUUGAGCGUGAAGCCGUGAACUCCAUUGCAGUAUAAAGCUUAGAUCGCCUGCUUAAGAGGAUGGUUUCUGUUGUUAAUAAUGAAAAAUUCACAGAUGAAAUUCAGGAACCAGGUUUGAUAUCAGACAAUUCUUACAGCACCAAAGAUGAAAUCUCUCUUUACAUUCAAUCAUCAUCUAAAAAGGAACUCUUGAGUGAAAGUAAUCAGCGGAACAAUUUUAUGAAUAUUUUCAAGGCACUGCCAAGUGGAGCCAGGUUAAGGAAGUUUGGUGCUUCUCCCUCAAUCAAGUUCCGCCAAAUCGCAUUGGAACGAGACGAGAUCUCGCGCUCGGUUCAUUCUGACCCGCAUCAUUUUCACAUACUCUUCAUCAGGAAAAUCAAUUGGGCUCAUCUGUGGCAACUAUCCAAGGAAUGGAUUAAAGACCCUAUGAACUUGGCUCUUUUCGUUUGGAUUGCUUGUGUAGCCAUUUCUGGCGCUAUCCUUUUCCUCGUCAUGACUGGCAUGCUAAAUCAUGCUUUACCCGAAAAAUCCCAAAGAGACAGCUGGUUUGAAGUCAACAACCAAAUCCUGAAUGCUUUAUUCACUUUAAUGUGCCUCUAUCAACACCCGAAACGGUUCUACCACCUAGUGCUCUUGUGUAGGUGGGAACCCAAAGACAUCCUGAAGCUUAGAAAAGUAUAUUGUAAAAACGGCACUUACAAGCCUCACGAAUGGAUGCAUAUGAUGGUCGUGGUGCUUCUUCUCCAUUUGAAUUGCUUUGCUCAGUAUGCAUUGUGCGGUCUAAAUUUAGGGUAUCCAAGGUCUAGACGCCCUGCAAUCGGCGUCGGUCUCUGCAUCUCUGUCGCGAUUGCAGCCCCAGCUUUUGCCAGUGUGUACAAUAUUCUUAGCCCCCUGGGGAGGGAUUACGAAACCGAAAUGGAUCAAGAGGCACAAAGUGAGAUUAUUUCCACUGUCGAUAGCAAACCAGGAGCUCUUAGAGCAAAAUCGCUCGCAAAGAAGUAUUCUUUCAUUGCAAGCGAAGAACGCGGGGCUACUGAGAGUAGGCCAGAGUGGGUGGGAGGCCUUUUCGAUUUUUGGGACGAUAUAUCUCUGGCCUACCUCUCGAUCUUCUGCAGCUGCUGUGUAUUUGGUUGGAAUAUGCAGAGGCUUGGAUUCGGCAAUAUGUACGUUCACAUUGCAACUUUCCUCCUCUUUUGCUCGGCCCCCUUCUUUAUCUUCAACUUAGCAGCAGUUAACAUAAACAACGAAGCCGUUCGAGAGGCAUUAGGGCUUUCCGGUGCUGUCCUCUGUUUCUUCGGUUUACUUUAUGGAGGCUUUUGGAGAAUUCAAAUGAGGAAAAGAUUUAAACUUCCCAGUAAUAACUUUUGCUGUGGACGUCCCUCGGUUACCGACUGUUUUCAGUGGCUUUUUUGUUGUUGGUGUUCUCUUGCUCAGGAAGUGAGGACGGCGGAUUACUACGAGAUUGUCGAAGAUAAGCUUUUUGUGAAAGAUUUAAACGAUGGAACUCAACUUACUAUGUCUCCUUUGCCUCGCGAAGAUGGGUCGCCUCUUUUCAGGUCCAACCCCAGUUCACCCUACAGGGGUAAUUCGAGUCCGUCCAUUUUUAAGAUCGAGAUCCAGUCGACUCCUAGUAGAUUUUCCGGUGGGCAUACUCCAGAAGAGCAUUUGCCUACGAAGGGCAAAGAAGAGAUGAUGAAACCUCCUAUUCCUUCUGUUAUACAGAGAGAAGAACAGUGAGUUUAUUUCGAUCCGAACUUGCGUACUUGUUAAAUCUUCCUACAGUACAUAUUUUCCAUUUUGAGUGUAUAAAGAACAUAUACGGCAUUCUGUGUAUUUAGUCCAUUUCUAUACUCUGAAAUUUUCACCUUUUUUUUUCUGAAUAAUUUAUAUUGUCUCUUCAUUCA